AUGAAAGGCGAGAUUGUCAGCACUACUGAAGUCGAGGCUAUACUGCAUCCACAGAAAGGAGUGACUGAUGCGACUGUCUAUGGAGUGACCGUACCUGGACGAGAAGGUCGGGCAGGAAUGGCAGCUCUGGUUCGAAAUCAUGAAGACAAUGCCACUGAUGAGGAGUUUAUUGAAAGAAUUGGCAGUCGAUUCAGAAAGUCUAGCGCUCUUAUGCUCUAUCACCGUUCAUUCGGUUAUGUCCUGAUAUCGAAAAAAACAGGUAAUGUUCAAAUAUAA
Molecule: messenger RNA, 276 nt
Organism: Cooperia oncophora
Lineage: Eukaryota; Metazoa; Nematoda; Chromadorea; Rhabditida; Trichostrongylidae
Source: the annotation of a GenBank genome assembly